Molecule: messenger RNA, 993 nt
Organism: Gavia stellata (red-throated loon)
Lineage: Eukaryota; Metazoa; Chordata; Aves; Gaviiformes; Gaviidae
Gene: PCGF2
Product: polycomb group ring finger 2
Exons: 9
Coding region: 1-993 (330 amino acids)
Biological process (GO): negative regulation of transcription by RNA polymerase II
Cellular component (GO): PRC1 complex
Molecular function (GO): promoter-specific chromatin binding
Source: RefSeq, a predicted model, not a curated record
AUGCACAGGACCACCAGGAUAAAGAUCACCGAGCUCAACCCCCACCUGAUGUGCGCCUUGUGCGGCGGCUACUUCAUAGACGCCACCACCAUCGUCGAGUGUCUGCACUCCUUCUGCAAAACCUGCAUCGUUCGCUACCUGGAGACGAACAAGUACUGCCCCAUGUGUGAUGUCCAAGUGCACAAAACCAGACCCCUCCUCAGCAUCAGGUCGGACAAAACCCUACAGGACAUAGUGUACAAACUGGUCCCGGGGCUUUUCAAAGAUGAGAUGAAGAGACGGCGCGACUUCUACGCAGCCUACCCCAUGGCAGAGGUUCCCAAUGGGUCCAACGAAGAUCGUGGGGAAGUCUCCGAGCAGGACAAGGGGAACCUGACAGACGACGAGAUCGUCAGCCUGUCCAUAGAGUUUUAUGAAGGGUCCAGAGAGGAGAAGAAAGGGACCGUCGAGAACGGGGACCUGGAGAAGGAGAAGAAGAACGGGGUGCGGUUCCUGCGCUGUCCCGCCGCGAUGACCGUCAUGCACCUGGCCAAGUUCCUCCGCAACAAGAUGGAUGUUCCCAGCAAGUACAAGGUGGAAGUCCUCUACGAAGACGAGCCCCUGAAGGAGUAUUACACCCUGAUGGACAUCGCCUACAUCUAUCCCUGGAGGAGGAACGGGCCCCUGCCGCUGAAAUACCGCGUCCAACCCGCCUGCAAGCGGCUCAAGCUGUCCCAGCCGGCCACCUCCGAGUGCAUCAACACCAGCGGCGCCUCCGAGUGCGAGUCGGUCAGCGACAAAGCCCACAGCCCUGCCACGCUGCCCGCCACCUCCUCCUCCCUGCCCAGCCCCGGCACCCCGUCCCACGGCUCGCCCAGCUCCACCGCCGGCAGCGGUCCCGCCGGUACCGGCACCGCGCUCAAUGGCACCUCGAACUGCCACCCGCUGCCGCCCGCCGCCAGCCGGUGCCGCAAAACGACUGUCAAUGGCAGCACGGCCUCCGCCUUGACCUAA